AUGACAUGAAUGAGGCAAAGUAUAGAGCCAGCAGACAUUAAUUUGUUCUUGGAAAGAAAUCUUAAUUAAUUUGUAUGUAAUGUCAAAGUAUAAAAGAAGUUAUGAUUUAAAAAAAUCUAGAGCAGGUCAAGAUGGUCAGUUUAAGGACGGAAUUAUAAAAAUCUCGGAAACAAAUUUUGCUAACAGCACUCAAGGAUCAAACUCUUUUGACCAGCAACUGCCUACUGUUGAUAAGACACGAUCGAAUUCCAGCAAUGACAGAACAUGUACAGCGACACCAGUUGUAGACACAAACGAUAACGAGGACUGCACAUUAAAUGAUUGCUGUUGUUCCGAUCUGAAAUCCCAGAAUGAUAUUUAUGACGUAUUUAUCUAUUCACCACAAACUACUCUAGUAAGUACGGAGAUUAUAACAGCACUUCGUACUAAACACAAUUUUCUGUGUUGUGAUUCGAGAUCUUUUAUCCCAGGCGAAACCAGAUUGGACAACUUUGGAAAUUGCUUAGACAGUUCAAAACAGCUAAUUCUUGUAAUUUCUCCAGAAUUUUUGAAAUGUGAAAUAAGUAUGUAUUUCACGCACAUGGCCGUGGUAUAUAGAAUGACCAAUAAGCAGAAAACGUACCGGAUUUUAGUGAUAUUGGACGGAGUUAAAACAAACAACUUACCAAACACAAUCAAACCUCUUACCUGUUUUAGUACCAAACAAAAGGACUGGUUUCGUUCAUUACUGCGAUUUGUGAGAGGUGAAGAUUAUGGUAAUGUCCCGCAGCUCCACGUAACCACUACUGAUACAGCUAUGUCUGAUCCAUUACCUUUAAGAGAUAUACCAGCUUCUGUAAAGAAGAACAGCCAGAUGUUAUUGAUGAGAUUGAAAUUAGAAUCACCAAUGACCGAAGAACAAGAACAGCUUUUGUUAAAACCAAUUGAGUGUGAUAAUGUGGAUUAUAAAUCCAAUAUGAAGUAUUUUCACCGUUUAAAAGCUGACGAUAAACCAGUUUAUGAAAUCAUUGAGACAUUUAAAAGCCAGAAAGUGAGAGUGCAUUCAGGGGACAUUGUUGAAGUGCUGAAUUUUACAAAAUGUAAGAAAAGAGUAAUAAUUCAAAAUGCCAAACGAAGAACGAUGGCAAUUCGAGCAUCAUUACUCUCACCGGUUUUAUCCGAAAUGCCGUCUAUUGUGACCAAUAAAUUAGCCAGUCCGAUAACAGAGAGUCAAAACGCACACUUUAUGGAAGAAUUAAAAUAUCUGGGUUGUAGAAUUGUCAGGGCAAAAGAUACAAUACUGACCCAUGACAAUCAGCUGAAAAUAAACCCCGGUGACAUCUUGCGACUUCUAGAAAAAAUGGAAGGUGACAAAUGGAUUCGAAUAAUGAACUUCCGGUGUCAGACCGGAAUAGUAGAUAAAUCCACAUGUGAAACAGUCGUGAUCUAAUUUAAUGACGUCAUUGAUCUAAAUUCAUGAAUAAAAAUCAUCUUCAAACACGCCAUGACAUUUAUUAAGCAGCCCAUUAUCAUAGGCAUAAACACGCCGACCUUCUGUCAUCCUCGGUAUCCCCCAGUGGUAAAGUAGAACGGAGUGGUAGCCCUGGGAAUAUCGCGGAUGACCUUUUUGGCGCCUACAUUUCAUAUAGGUGUAUUUUGUUAAUGUUAUCACCAUUAUAAGCAUGUCUGUUUUAAUUUAUUUCUGAAAAAAGUUGGUUUUGGUCAGCUAAUAAGAAGAAACCAUUUCAAAAUGGAGAGUCCGGCAUCUUUUCUACACGAAAUUAAUGUCCCUGGUAUCGAAACUUUAUAAAACUCUGCGGUGUAUAUAGUUUCAUAUGGCAUAUCAUUUAAUUAUCGGGAAGCGAUGGCCAUUAUGCCCAUAUAGAAAACUGAAACGCAAACAAAUGCAGCUAUAUAUAUGUUUAGGACUUCAACAAGAACCAACGUGCUUACAGCACCAUUACUGUCCAGUCUCGUGGGUUUUCUCCGGGUCCUCCGAUUUCCUCCCACUGCUAAAGACCCCUAUGCGCAAGCGAAUUAUUGAAAUGAAAUUGAACAAUAUGUUAGUACCGAAAUGACCUAGUUUGUUUCGAGAGGACGUUAAAUGUACCAUUUUAAACAAUGUCUUCUGUCUAUAUGUAUUUAAUAGCAAUUAAUAUCUCGACUUUUUUCGAAUUUCUAUUGUAAUAAAAUUGUUAUUUGCAUCAUGUAUGCUGUAUGUAAGGGUAAUUGUUAUUUGCAUCCUGUAUGUAUGACGACACAUUUCUUCCAAGAUGACAGCGAUGACG
Molecule: messenger RNA, 2267 nt
Organism: Patella vulgata (common limpet)
Lineage: Eukaryota; Metazoa; Mollusca; Gastropoda; Patellidae
Exons: 4
Coding region: 80-1429 (449 amino acids)
Biological process (GO): signal transduction
Source: RefSeq, a predicted model, not a curated record